ACAGCCCCCGGCCACAAACACACCUCCCCCGUGUAGCCUCCACGACCCGCAGCAUACAGCGAGCCCCGCACCUGAGUACCCGACAUCUCGACCCUUCCCUUCCCUUCCCUUCCUUCGUCAUUCGCGCGCGCACGCACGCACGCACGCACGCUUGUUCCUCCCGCUGCUGGGCUAGCUAGAUCCCCAAAGCGGACGAGUUGGCCCGGAAGCUUCGUCCGGAAGCAUCGGCCUGUGGCGGCAGAGAGAGGAGCCGCUGCGCCCGGUGCGGCGGUCGCUUGAGGCCGCCGCGCGGAGGGCGGGCUGGGCGGGCGACGUGGCGACCGGGGUUAGCUUGCUGCUCGCCCGAGGCAUACUGUGUUGCCCUUAAAUAACGUGUUUGAGAUUGUGGGAGAUAAACUCAUGGAUGCUCCUUCCAAGGCAUACUGUUAGUCGAGGUGUAGGAAGUGUUAAGGGGAUACAUAAUCAGUUUUGAGCUGUGAGGCCCUGCAUUUGUGCUGCCUGCUGUUUGAUUCACAGCUCACUCUUUUCCUCCUACUCAUUCAAGCAAAGUACUGGAAUUUGUAAGCUCAGUUUAUUCAGGUCAUGGGAAUUGUUUGUCCUUAGCAGAGUUGAAGAUAAAGAGAGGAAGGCUAAACUCCGCUGACUCAGUUCAUGUGUGCAAUGAGCCAACUGCAAUAGAGGUUUUCAGUAGAUUAACACCAAUUGGGUCAAAGAAAAUAGAGAGGUUUAGGGGGAGGUAUGAGAUACUACUCGCGUCAAGUCCAGCGUUUGGCUGGAGACACAGAAGGAGGAGCACUGUUGUUUGUAGACGCCCUCAACUCCAAGUAACAAAGCGACCAGUUGUCAACACUUCCUUUUAUUUUUGUAUUUUCCCUGGAAUUGGAGAUGGAGAUAAAUUCUUCGGGUGAGGAAACGGUGAUAAAGGUACGAAAGCCGUACACAAUAACAAAGCAGCGGGAGCGGUGGACCGAGGCAGAGCACAAACGGUUCCUUGAAGCCCUCAAACUGUAUGGCAGAGCUUGGCAGCGCAUAGAAGAGCAUGUCGGGACAAAGACGGCCGUGCAAAUCAGAAGCCAUGCUCAGAAGUUCUUCACCAAGUUGGAAAAGGAAGCUAUCAAUAAUGGUACUUCUCCGGGACAAGCUCAUGAUAUAGACAUACCUCCACCACGGCCUAAAAGAAAACCUAACUGUCCAUAUCCUCGAAAAGGUUGUCUCAGUUCUGAAACACCCACCAGAGAAGUUCCAAAAUCAAGUGUAAGCUUGAGCAAUAGCAAUGCAGAAAUGGCGAGCAAUGGAACUCUUCAGCUCACCUGCAUUCGGAAACUUCAAAGGAAGGAGUUGUCUGAAAACGGCAGUUGCUCAGAAGUUAUUAAUAUCUUUCGAGAAGCACCAUCUGCCUCAUUUUCUUCCUCUAAUAAGAGCUCUUCAAAUCAUGGUGUCUCUGGGGGAAUUGAACCGACUAAAACAGAAAACAAAGAUAUUGCAACCAUGGAAAGGAAAUCUACUUCCAUUGAUGUGGGGAAGGAUGUAAAAGAUAUUAAUGACCAGGAAAUGGAGAGGAACAACAGAGUCCACAUCAGUUCUAAUUAUGACGGUUCUCAUGAAGAUUGUUUGGAUAACUCAAUGAAACACAUGCAAUUGAAGCCAAAUACUGUGGAGACAACAUACACGGGUCAACAUGCUGCAAGUGCCCCACUCUACCAAAUGAAUAAGACUGGGGCAACUGGCGCUCCAGACCCUGGAACUGAAGGAAGUCAUCCUGAUCAAACAAGUGAUCGAGUGGGAGGAGCUAAUGGAAGCAUGGACUGCAUCCAUCCAACACUUCCGGUGGAUCCAAAAAUUGGCAGCAGCUCCACAGCACAGUCCUUUCCCCACAACUAUGCAGGCUUUGCACCAACGAUGCAAUGCCAUUGCAACCAAGAUGCCUACAGGUCUUCUCUUAAUAUGUCAUCCACCUUCUCUAACAUGCUCGUUUCCACGUUGUUAUCAAACCCCACAGUACAUGCAGCCGCAAGGCUUGCAGCAUCAUACUGGCCAGCAGCAGACAGCAACAUUCCUGUUGGUCCAAAUCAAGAAGUUUUUGCUGAGAAUGCUCAAGGAAGACAUAUUGGUUCUCCUCCAAGCAUGGCUUCUGUGGUAGCAGCUACAGUUGCUGCGGCUUCGGCAUGGUGGGCAACACAAGGUCUUCUCCCUCUUUUUGCUCCCCCCAUGGCUUUUCCAUUUGUCCCAGUUCCUACUGCUUCCUUUCCCACAACGGAUGUUCAGCGAGCUACAGAGAACUGCCCAGUGGACAACGCACCGAAGGAAUGCCAAGUAGCUCAGGAGCAAGGUCAACCUGAAGCUAUGAUAGUUGUAGCGUCUUCUGGAUCCGACAAGAGUGGAAAAGGAGAGGUGUCUCCCCACACCGAGUUAAAUAUAUCUCCAGCUGAUAAAGUUGAGACAACACCUCCCACAGGAGCUGAAACAAGUGAUGCUUUCGGCAACAAGAAGAAGCAGGAUCGCUCUUCAUGUGGUUCCAACACGCCAUCAAGUAGUGAUGUAGAGGCAGAACAUGUUCCUGAGAACCAAGAUCAAGCCAACGACAAGACACAGCAAGCAUGUUGCAGUAAUUCUUCAGCUGGUGACAUGAACCACCGCAGGUUUAGGAACAUUUCAAGCACAAAUGAUUCAUGGAAGGAAGUUUCCGAAGAGGGUCGUAUGGCUUUCGAUAAACUGUUCAGUAGAGGAAAGCUUCCCCAAAGCUUUUCUCCUCCACAAGCAGAAGGAUUGAAGGUGGUACCCAGGGGGGAACAAGACGAAGCUACUACGGUGACGGUCGACCUCAACAAGAGUGCUGCAGUUAUGGACCAUGAACUUGAUACAUUGGUUGGGCCAAGAGCUACCUUUCCCAUUGAAUUGUCACACCUGAAUAUGAAAUCCCGCCGGACAGGCUUCAAACCUUACAAGAGGUGCUCGGUGGAAGCAAAGGAGAAUAGGGUGCCGGCUGCUGACGAGGUUGGUACCAAGAGGAUUCGCCUUGACAGCGAACCCUCCACGUGAUUUACUUGCCACGACAUGAUUACCAGCCUUCCCGAAUAGUGUAUUUUCAAGAAAUUGCAGUAUUUACAUCUAAGCUACUACUAUAGGACUUCUCAGUCCUUGCAAUGCAGUGUUUCACAGAACUCAAUUUGUUAUGUGUUGUAUGUUAAUGCUUGCCGAGCAGCCCUUCUAGACUGUCAAUUAAGCAUUAAGCACCUAUGCAUGCUACUUUAUUGGUAAAAGGCAUUAUGCUUAUUUUUGUGUGGUGAAGGAUAAUACUUGUAAUUUUGGUUCA
Molecule: messenger RNA, 3313 nt
Organism: Triticum aestivum (bread wheat)
Lineage: Eukaryota; Viridiplantae; Streptophyta; Magnoliopsida; Poales; Poaceae
Product: protein LHY
Exons: 13
Coding region: 886-3039 (717 amino acids)
Molecular function (GO): DNA binding
Source: RefSeq, a predicted model, not a curated record